Molecule: messenger RNA, 2636 nt
Organism: Synchiropus splendidus (mandarinfish)
Lineage: Eukaryota; Metazoa; Chordata; Actinopteri; Syngnathiformes; Callionymidae
Gene: rell2
Product: RELT like 2
Exons: 6
Coding region: 412-1701 (429 amino acids)
Biological process (GO): positive regulation of p38MAPK cascade; positive regulation of cell-substrate adhesion
Source: RefSeq, a predicted model, not a curated record
AAGGAAGAAAAGCGCUUUUAGAAAACUAAGUGUACUCUGACUUCACGCUCAUACAUGAUUCAUAUUACGCAUUAAAAACUUUACUUUAGGUUACAACUCCAUAAUCAUCCUAUUUCUUUCCAUUCGGUGCCUCCUAUACCGACUGAGGGCGGGGCUGGUGGGGGCCAUUCGCAGGGUCACUCCACACUGCUGACGGUCGUAGCUUUCUUUUUUGUUAAAGGAUGUCUGCAUUAUUCAUCUUCCAAAUCUGGAUUGUUUUCCUGCCUUCUCCUGAGUGCUUCUAAAUUUUGACUAUGCUGCCUUGCUGAUAUUUAGACUCAUCCAUUAUUGACAAAGAAUGGUAAGAAAUAUACAUCUUAUCUGAAGGCAACAUCAGACCCUAAGUGGCGGUAGAGCUGUUGAGCUGCCACAAUGAGUGAAUUAGAUGCCGUUGGGAAGGGGGAUGCCCCCGCACCCUACAUGCUGUUUGUGGUGGUCUUCCUCUUCUUCAUCACUGGACUGCUUGGCUUCCUCGUCUGCCACAUGCUAAAGAAGAAGGGAUACCACUGUCGUACUGGUGACCUCGAUGAUGAAGAAGACGAGGAAGAGGAGCUGAAAGCAAAUGCAGGAGAUGAGGAGGAAGACAAUCAGGAUACAGUUGAUCAGAUUCUCAAGUGCAUCAUUGAAAAUGAAGCCAACAUAGAGGCUCUGAAUGAGAUGCUGGGCAACCAAAACAUUUGUGUGCACCAUGAUCCCAGAGUGAGGAAGGAAUCACUGGCUGGAAUACCUCCCCAUCAUCACACAGUGCACUCCGGCGGAAAUAUCAAUUCCUGCCACCUCUGUGCCCAGGUCCGGUCCAAAAAGAGUCGUCGACAAAGUAAAACGCCUCGUUUCAAACAACGGCCUGGAGAGCAGACAGUCCUCUCUGUUGGCAGAUUUCGUGUGACCCACACUGAUAAGAAGCUCCAUGGAGGUUCAAACUCAUUGGCUGAGUCUGGCAACCAACUAGAUCAAUCUCCAGACAAUGAUGACCGAAAGGAGGCUGGCUACAACCUCAGGAGCAUGUUCAAAGAUGCGCAACCGUUUUCUCAAGCCUCAAAUGGGCCAGCUCAGAAUGCAGGGAAACGCAGGAGGAGUCUGACAAUAUUUGGGUUAAGGAGAGGUAGUGAUGGUGCUGGGACUCGACUGAAUGAUGGGGCCAGUAAAGAACUUGGACUUGGGAAGUUUGGUGUCCAUCAACAGCCUGUGGUUUUGGAGGAGCCGCUGCCGAAGGAGAGUUGUGAACGCAGCCGAACACCUCCACCACCUGAAGUGUCUGGUUCUACUACAUCGGACGGAGUGAAUAAUGCUGCAACCCCUUCCUCCCCUCCUGGUAAUGAGCCUGAAGAAGAGCCUACUGUGGAUCCACCCAAAAGCCUCAUGAUUCCUUUGACUGCUGAGUCUCAAAAGAUACUGACUGCAACAAACACGGGAGAUGUGGUGUAUGACAAAAUGGAAGACAUGUGUGAUCCCGGACCUCAGCAGACCUCCACACCCAUCGUCCUCGAGCCUGGCUUGUUAGAGACAGCUCCUGGUUUUGAUGCUAACUUGACACUGGCGUGUUCAUCCCCGCCACCUUCCCCUCAAAAUAACUUAGCUACCUCACCUGUAUCAGCUGCGCUUACUACAGUAACAAGCUCAAGGAAUUCACAUUCAGAUGAGAAACAGACAGACUUUCUCUAAACAGCUCUUAAUCCAGAGUCUCCAGAAUCCACGUCCACCCAAUUCAUGACACCUGACACCUAGAAGGAAAUCAAGGUCUGUGACUUGUGAAGAAAAUGCAGUGCAACAGCAACAAACUCCUGGAGUUGCUAAUGACAGAGAAUGAUAGAGCCAUCAGAGCAGCUGCAGUAGUUGAAAGUACAGUUCCAUACCAGCCUGCUGAUAACGGCACGUGACCUUGAUGUCAUUACAGACCAGUCCUGGCACCAUCAGGGAUCAUCAGAGAUGUCAUUCCAAUUGCUGACAAAGGAGAAUCCAAGGAGAAGUCAACAAAAUGGUCAGCCAUCAAUGUCCUUGUUUCAACUGAAGGGGGAGGUGAGAAGAUGAACCCCUUAAGACGGAACCAGUGGAGCAGUCAGAGCUCCACUUCCUCCUACUUUUCAGCUUAAGGCUGGGUUUUUUUCCGACCAAACCAGCAGCACCUGACUGACAAUCAGGUGAUGCAGUGUUCAGACAGCAGAUUGGUUGGACAGCCUACUCCUUUGGUGGGAUGAAAAAGUUGGACACCCAUGGAUGAGAUCCUUGUGGGUAGAGUGGGAAGAUUGAAAGCACCGCUGUGAGCCAGCAAUUACAAUCGUAGUUAGUGAAUAUGUUAAUGUUAACCUUUUAAUGGCCAGUUGCCACACUGACUGUGGAGCAAUGUUUUGUGGGUUCAAACCUCCAUAAUCUAACCAGAGUGGGGUCUCUGGCAAUAUGCAUCGAAGUUGCAUUGGAUGAAAUGUUAAAUAACAUGUUGCAUUGACUUUAAAUGUUGCGCUGUUAUCCAAAUUGUAUUCUGCUCAAACACAUUCAUAAAGUUUGAGGUUUCUUCAGUCUUGAAAACAAUGAAUGCAGAAACAUACCUGUAUCCAUAUUUCAGUUAUUGAAGUGUUUCAUGUGUCAUAAAUUAAACGCAA